This is a messenger RNA of Hypanus sabinus (Atlantic stingray), 3011 nucleotides long. RefSeq names its product transmembrane and ubiquitin-like domain containing 2 (gene tmub2). The transcript is spliced from 3 exons. The record is from RefSeq and is a predicted model, not a curated record. Bases 157 to 1104 code for a protein of 315 amino acids. Gene Ontology annotation, molecular function: protein binding. NCBI's taxonomy places the organism in Eukaryota, Metazoa, Chordata, Chondrichthyes, Myliobatiformes, Dasyatidae.
CGAGAGCGCAGUUUGCAGUGAUAUUACACGUUGUGUGUAUCUAUGUUGAUGGUGGCGCUGGAGGAAUCUGCUGAGCCGACAUUUCGUAAGGACUGGAUUUCCAGCGCCCCGGGAACAUGGUGUUAGAGAACAGGUUUUUUUGAGAACUUUCUGUAAAUGGACACCAGCACCAUGUCAUUUGUUGAAGGAGUUGGUGAUGAAGUCACAGUCCUGUGUGGAAUAGUCUUCCUGGUACUGGCACUUGUUCUUGCUUGGCUCUCCACACAUGUUGCUGAUCGUAGUGAUCAAAUAUUUGGGACCAUUGUUACCACGGGGAACUCGUUAGUAGGGUUAAGCAGCGUAGAGCAGUACGUGGCAAAUGCAGCAACACCUGAAACUGAUGAAGCCCAGUCAGCAACUGUCCCUAUUGAGCAAAAGCCAGAGGAAGAAAAUGAUUCUGGCCUUGGAGCAUCAACUGGAAAUAAUGGCCCCACCAAUGAGCAGGUGCCAAUUGAAGAAGCUUCCAGUUUAACCGAUGCAAAUAUUGAUCCUCUAUUGAACAUACAAGGUUUGCGCAAGCGAGCAUCAGCCAGUGAGAUUAGUACUGCAGAGGUACUGGAUUCUGGAAUGCUCGAGAACUGUAAUGCUCAUACACACACAGUGGAUAGUGUUGAAGAGGCCGAAGGGCAAAUUAAAGUGAGGCUGAAGUUUUUAAAUGACACGGAAGAGGUAGCACGAGUAAAACCAGAUGAUACUAUUGGAUUUCUGAAGAGCAAAUAUUUCCCAGGACGAGAGCAACAAAUGAAGUUCAUUUACCAAGGCCAGCUUCUGCAAGAUCAGUCCCGCACUCUUGGAUCGCUCAACAUUACAGACAACUGUGUCAUUCAUUGUCACAUUUCACAAACUUCAUCCUCUUCCAGCCCUGCGGUUUCUUCAAUGGUGGAACAGAACCAAACUGCCCUUAAUGUUGGUAAUCUGAUGAUCCCAGUUUUUGUCAUCAUGCUUGCUGUAGUCUGGUACUACCGCAUUAACUACCGCCAGUUUUUCACUGCACCAGCCACAGUUUCCCUGGUUGGUGUUACUGUUUUCUUCAGUUUCCUUGUAUUUGGCAUUUAUGGUCGAUAAAGGGACAAUGAUAUUUCCUCAUUCUUCAUCAAUGCUUAUCCAACCCAACUGAAUGUAGUGUUACUGGUCAAUGUUGAAAUAAGAUGUGAUGUGGAAUCAGUGUAUUUUUUUAAACAAAAGUGAAAGAGAUCUACCUUAGCACUGAUUUUUUUUUGCCAGAAUACCAUGCUGUUGGCAACUUACUAGCAUUUAAUAGAAAUUUAAAAAUAAAGUCUAGCUAGGAAAAUGAUCAUGAUUAGCAGAAUUUGUGAUGGGAAAUUUUUACCAUUGAUUUAUAAAAGGAUACAUUGAACCAGAAAACAUUUCAUACAGCCAAAUCCUAUUAAAUGCAACUUUAAUGUCCUCCAAAAGAAAAUUUAAUGAUCUGUUAAUAUAGAUCAGGUCUUAUAUUCAUCAAAUAUUAAACUGCCAAUAUGAAAUGUCAAGAUUCAAAUUUAUGGGUUAUUGUCUUUGAAUAUCAGGAAUAUUAAAGCCUUACAGCAUUUAAAGUAGGUAAGAUUAGAUUUUCAUUAUGGCAGCCAGUCAAAAUUUUAUCAUGAGUUUUCAUUCAUCUGGACUUCCUAUAUUUACAGUUUCAGUAGUAUGCUUGUAAGGGCCUAAAGAUUUUUGAGAUGUGGUGACCUUGUUACUGUUGAACAUAAUAAACAAAAUCAUUGUACCGACAGGCAAAAUAAGUGGAUGAAGGUGUUUCCAAAAAAGCUAGGGAGAUGUAACACUUUGGUAAAAGUUGGAUAUUUCUGUCCACAGCUGCUCAAUGCCUUUAUUAAUGGCAGUUGGCAAAGGAACUCAACAAGUGAUCAAUUCUACGAGUUUUACCCACUGAUUUUUUGAUUGUCAGACUAUAGACUAUGUAAUAUUUACAUGAUUUUUAUAUCUGCUUGAUCAUAAGAUGUAACAAUCAUUGUAUUUGCAUUAAUGUUUGUUUCAUGCCUGCUUUCCUAAAGAUGACGCUGUACUACUGCUGUUAAAAGUUCAGAAGGAAGGUGGGGAGAGUAGCUAGCCAAUGCACAAAUUCAACUACCUUUUAGAGAAGUUCUACAAGCAGGAAAUAAAACAGCAAAUUUUAAAAGUGGAUUAGUAUGAAAUAAAUUGUUUAAUUAUCAGAGAUGAGACUUUUACAAAGAAUACAGGGAUUCAAACUGAGAAAUAUAGCAUAGAGCUUUAAAAAGAAUAAAACAGCAGCAGAGAUUUAGUUAGAAUGCCUGCCACAAAAUUUAAAUCUGCACCUUAUGUUGUUUAAUGUUGUAGAAAGGUGUCUUUUGUCUAGAUUUAUAGUGUGGGAUUAUACAUUACGGGUUGCAGUCAGUAUUGGUUAAAAUUAUGAUGCUUAAUUUAAUAUUCAAACUUCAUGUACUUUAUAUUAAAUUAAGCCAUCAUUAAAGAAUUCCAUAUUUGAUAUUUUUAUUCAAUAAAGUAUGGGUAUGAGUCAGAGUCAGAGAGAGGAUAAAGUACAAAUUAAACAUCUCAAAAGGUAAAGUUCAGAUGUACAAGUCCUGUGUGUAGAUGGGUGCAGAAGAGUAUGCAAAAAAAAAGCCUAUAUUGUCAUGAUCUUGAUCCUUUGUAGUUGCAGGAGAUUGGAGGUUGAUGAUGAGUGGUUAUGUAACAACAUAAAAUGUACAGUAUAUGAAGAGUUGCUGUGAACUGGGGAGUGUGGUGGUUUACUGAAAACAAAAUUGGAUGUAGUAAGAUGCAUCUCUGCUGCUUUUAUAGUUUCUUUCAAUCAUUUGUGCCUUCAAGAUUUUAAAAUAUUGCUGACGCUUUUUUCAGAUCUGUAGAACAGACCUGUAUUGUGCUGAAAGCCCGGCACUAAGAUUAGAUUAUUGGAUUUAAAAUCUGUAACUUUUCUGAAAUGUUCUCCCUUUGUUUCAUAACACCUCAUUGAAUGUAAUUAAAUAGAGUAAACAGUU